Ilyonectria robusta is the source of this 781-nucleotide messenger RNA. RefSeq names its product aflatoxin biosynthesis ketoreductase nor-1. The transcript has a single exon. The coding region runs from base 1 to 765 and encodes 254 amino acids. The record is from RefSeq and is a predicted model, not a curated record. Lineage: Eukaryota; Fungi; Ascomycota; Sordariomycetes; Hypocreales; Nectriaceae.
AUGACUGCGCCCAAGACCUUUUUCAUCACCGGCGCCAACCGAGGCAUCGGCAAGGGCUUCACCGAGAAGCUCCUCCUGCGACCCGGAGUCACCGUUAUAGCUACAGCUAGAGACCCCGCAAAGGCGGCCUCGCUCCACUCGCUGUCCAAGGGCAAAGGCAGCAAGCUCAUCGUCCUCAAGCUCGACUCCCAGGUCGACGCUGAUCCCGCCGCGGCCGUUGCGCAGCUCCAGCAGGAUCACCGCAUUAACUCCCUCGACGUCGUCAUUGCCAACGCCGGCAUCGCCCACUCGGGCACCACCGUCUCCAAGACGACUCCCGAGUCGCUCCGAGACCACUUCAACACCAACUCCAUCGGCCCCGUGACGCUAUUCCAGGCCGUCUCUCCCCUGCUUCAGGCCAGCUCGACCGACAACCCCAUCUUCUUCCCCAUCUCGACCCUGAUCGGCAGCAUCGGCAGCCAGGAGGCUCUCGCCGCCUUACCCCAGGCCUUCAGCCCCUACGGCGCCAGCAAGACGGCCAUCAACUGGCUCGUCUCCCGCCUUCACUUUGAGGAGCCCUGGCUCACCACCUAUACGGUGCACCCCGGCGUGGUUCUGACCGACAUGGCCACCUCAUUCAUGCCUCCCGGCAUUGACCCAGCCUCUGUUGGCGCCAUCGACGUCGAAACUAGUGUUACUGGUCUCUUGAAGUUGGUCGACACUGCCACCCGGGCUGAGUUUGGCGGAAAGUUCAAGAACUAUGACGGCACCCCGCUUCCGUGGUAAUUGCCUAGCACACAAU